Molecule: messenger RNA, 633 nt
Organism: Macrosiphum euphorbiae (potato aphid)
Lineage: Eukaryota; Metazoa; Arthropoda; Insecta; Hemiptera; Aphididae
Source: the annotation of a GenBank genome assembly
AUGCUGGCGGCGUUGGCGUUAGCAAGCUGUGCACAUGGUCGUCCCGAAGUUCCUGAUGCAACGGCGUCCGCGUCGGCUGCGGUAUCAACACUGUCGUCGGUUAACGUGCGGCAGAUCCAAGCGACGCUCAAGGAAGCCCUUCCGCUGUACAGGAUGGCCGCGAAGUCGGCGCACAAGGAACACGGCCACGGCGGGAAACUUUCGGUCGUCCACCUGAUACUGAUCAUUGGAAAAGUGCUAGCGCCGCUCGUGGGCGCCAUCAUCGAACCACUGCUCGUCAACGUGGCCAAGGGCAUCACAUGGGCGAUCACGUACUCGUUGGCUACGGGAUUCGACAAGCCGCCCAGUUACGAGCACUUUGUACCAGCGUUAGAACACCACGGCGGUGGAGGCGACGACGAUGACGACGACAACGAGGGCGGUGUGGAAUACGAAUCGCACAAGCCGGUCAGUUAUUCGCUGAAAGAGCUCCCAGGACUGGCGUUACAGCUGACCAGCACGGUGCUUGCAGAUUCCGGUGCGGGCCAACAGGCACAGCAAGCCGAGGAAAUGGAAAAGGCCGAGAGGAAGCUCGUGGGCUUGCUGCUGCAAGGAAAUAAACCUGCACCGGUGCCGUUGGCGACCAGCUCAUGA